CGAUGGGUGCUGGUUACGGAAAAUCGACGCAGCAACGUCAAGCAGCAUCGUCUUGCAUCUCAUAUGUUCGUCCAGUUGAGCAUGUAGCCACGCCCACCUCUGCACUCGUUCUCAGAGCUAAUCAUAUCACCUGCAUUCAACAUCACCCCCGACUUGCGAAGCUGUCCCACCUUAGAGAAGAAGUAUACUGUAGCUUCAAUACUUCGUAGGGUUAUAAGGUAGGGAGAUGCUGCAAAAUGACAACAACUCUGACCCUACCAAACGGUAGUCCCAUCACGUACGAUUCGGCAAAACGAAAAGACUACAACGUGAUUAGGCGAGUUGCGCACGCCGCCGCAACCGACGACUUCCGCAAGCUCCUACAACAGCAUGAGAAGGACAUCAUCGCCAUCGUGCGCCAUCACCUCAGCCUAGACCCCUGGGAUACUUGCCAGGUCCAGUCGCAACGGAUAGCCGGCGGCUUCAAUCUAUGCGUACCUAUCCAAGUGACUGGCAGCUUGAAUAGGACGCUCUUGCUGAGAUGUCCUCUACCACACAUGCACGCAGAGCCGUAUUAUCCUGGCAUGGUUGACGAGAAUGUCCGCAGCGAGGUUGGUGCGUAUGCAUGGAUAGAGGAGAACUGCCCUACCAUCCGUAUUCCUCGCCUGUACGGAUUCGGCUUCUCCAAUAAUACUGACUUUACACACGAGUCUCGCGCUGGAAUCCACGUACUGCUUUUGCGAGGGAUUCGCCGCGCCCUUCAUCGAAUGCCUGGAUACCCUACGUUGACUCACUUCGCACCAAGUCCCUUACGGCACGGUCUACCGACUGCGUACAUGGUCAUGGAAUUCGUGGGCUCGGAAGUGGGCCAACCGCUAUCUACCACCUGGGACCAGUAUCGACAAGAUCCAAAUCGUUUGCAGACACUUUGCCGAAGCAUGGCGCGCAUCAUGGUUGCCUUAUCCAGAGCCCCAUGGCCUAGGAUCGGCUCCUUCCGCUUCAACGAUAAUGACACCAUAACGCUCGCCAACCGACGGCUUCUGUGCUCGACCACGAUACUUGAGAGUGAAGGCACGCCGAGGACGAUGCAGACCAAUGAGACUUAUGCAUGUACAGAGCCGUUUGUAGCGGAUUUGAUACACCUGCACGACAAUCGUCUGCUCAGCAACCCCAGCGCGACCGACGAAGAGGAUGAUUGCCGCAGCCAGAUGGCCGUCCGGGCAUUGUUGCGGACAAGGGCCCGCCAUUUUGUCCUGAAGGAACGCCGCAACGGACCCUUUGGCGUCCAACUGACAGACUGUCAUCCCGGCAAUUUUUUCGUUGAUAAAGACUGGAAUAUCACGUGCAUCUUUGACCCCGGGGAAGUGUGUUCUCUGCCGCUGGAGAUGGUAUCAGUGCCAUAUUGGCUGACUGGGCGCGCAAUCUCUGACUUACACGGGGAAGACCUGGAGGAGUUCGAUCACGUUCGAACACGUUUUAUGCAGAUGGUCGAGGAGGAAGAGCAGAAGAGCAGAAGAGCAUUGUAAGCAUCUCACUAUCUAAGAUCAUGCAUCAGAUGUGCGAAUCGCGGGGCGACUGGUUCUGGCAUUCCCUGAGCCCGGUGGACGCAGCGUUUUGGCUUGUUGCGGACCAUCUCUGUCCGAAGUUCCAAGCGCGACUAUCCCUGCAAGUCGAGCAGUCCUUCUCACAGUUCUGGUGUGAAAAUGUCGACCAGAUCGUGAAGGAAAAGCUGGAUGACUAUGAGAGAUGUGAGAAUGAACUUGGACAGUUAUUUCAUAGUCG
Molecule: messenger RNA, 1761 nt
Organism: Purpureocillium takamizusanense
Lineage: Eukaryota; Fungi; Ascomycota; Sordariomycetes; Hypocreales; Ophiocordycipitaceae
Exons: 2
Coding region: 237-1505 (422 amino acids)
Source: RefSeq, a predicted model, not a curated record